CUUCAUUCAUAACUUAAUGAAUGUAUUCUAAGAUAAUUUAGCAAUAGACGUGUAAUGACUGUUGUAAUAACUCUUCACGAAUCAUCAACCAUGAGUUUCAUUCCAAAAAUGACGGCGCUCUCAUCUAUUUCUCCUGCAUUCGCAUUCCUCGUUGGAAUCGUGACUAUUCUAUUCACUUUACGAUGGUGGAACCCUGUGAGAAAUUACUUGCGGCAGAGGUCAAUGUUCAUCGAAUUUGCAAAAACACUACCGGGUCCACGGACAGUUCCGUUUUUUGGGAAUGCAUUAACAUUAUGGGAAACUGAUAAAACAGUUUUAACCCUCACAAGAAUCGGUCGCGAAAUAAAAGCAAGUACGUUUAGAUUCUGGCUGGGGCCGGCUCUUAAAAUUGUGGUGACUGAUCCCCAUGACCUUGAGAUCAUUAUGAUGUCUUCAAAGGCCACCAAGAAAGACGAUGUCUACCAACUGAUGCAGCCAGCUGUCGUCAAUGGCCUCAUUAAUUCAGAAGGUGCAAUAUACCGAGCUCACAAGAAAAUGUUGACACCCAUAAUAAACAGUAACAUUGUUGUUAGUCGAUAUGCAGAAAUAUUCAACUAUGAAGGUUCUAUAGUCGUCAAACGUCUGCAAGAAAAAGUUGGGACAGGAGAAUUUGAUAUGCAUGAUCACAUUGGAUUUUGCAUUGGAGAUGUUGCUUUUGAGACACUAACAGGGAUGCCAGGAACUUGUCAAAUGGGUCAACCCAGUCCCUUCUUAAAACUGACUCAAGAGGGAUUGCAUAUAGUUUGCUACAGAAUGAUGAGGCCCUGGCUCUACCCAGACUUCAUAUUUUAUCUCACCAACAGUGGAAGAAAGUUCGCGAAAAUUGUGAACGACGCCCACACAUUCAUAGACUACGAGAUAAAAAAGAGACAGAAGGAAUACAAACCCAUCCAUUCGGACGAGCGCACUCACUUGGCCGUAGUUGAUUACAUGGUUGAUCACAUGAUGAGAAAUAAUGACAUAACAGUUGAGGAAAUACGAUACGAAAUCGUCACACUUUUUGUCGGUCUAUUCGAGACGGUGGAGGGAUUGUGCUGCAUGAUCCUAUUGAUGAUUGCAAUGCAUCCAGAAGUCCAGGAUAAGGUCAGAGCGGAGAUAAAUAGCACAAUCAAGAAUGAUUAUGUAACUGACGAGGAAACAACUAAAUUGGAAUACCUUGAUAUGGUUAUUAAGGAGUCAAUAAGACUGUUCCCUGUGGGACCCAUUUUACCACGCAAAAUCACUGAGGAGAUGAAGCUUUCAACGUGCACAGUUCCGAAGGGCAGUUCUAUAUUCAUGCUACCUUAUGCGACCCACAGAGAUCCAAAGUAUUGGAAGGACCCUGAGAAAUUCAUCCCUGAGCGCUUCACCCCUGAAAAUUCAAAGAAUCGUCAUCCCUUCGCCUACGUUCCCUACAGCGCUGGUCCCAGAAUUUGCCCGGGUCCUAAAUAUGGCAUCGUGUGCGUCAAAAUUAUCAUAGCUCACAUUGUCAGGAGUUUUAACAUGUCGACGUCGAUGAAAUUAGAUACAAUGCCGAUACAUACCCAUAUUUCCACGAGGUCAGUCGACGGCUACCGUGUUACGCUUAAAAAAAUUGAUUUCUAACUGUUGUAAAUAGGAAAAUUCUAGGCCAAUUGCCAUUAGUUUAAGUUUAUGAGUUUUGUGUGAGCCGAAAUAUCCAGAAAAUGACUGGACUUACGGUGAUCUCUAAAUACUGGACAUGAAUCGAAUAAA
Messenger RNA from Diachasma alloeum, 1752 nucleotides. Its product is annotated as cytochrome P450 4C1. Bases 55 to 1623 code for a protein of 522 amino acids. The record is from RefSeq and is a predicted model, not a curated record. Lineage: Eukaryota; Metazoa; Arthropoda; Insecta; Hymenoptera; Braconidae. Gene Ontology annotation, molecular function: monooxygenase activity; oxidoreductase activity, acting on paired donors, with incorporation or reduction of molecular oxygen; iron ion binding. The transcript has 11 exons.